AUGGACCCGAAAACGCUCCAAAAAGAUCUUGCUGCGAUCCAAAUGGAUCCCGAAAUUAAGGCCCAGAUGGAGACGGACUUGAAGGCAGGCAACCUUACCGCGGACUUAGUCUUCCAAGUGAUAUUAAUGAAGAUUUUGGGCUUGCCCAAGAACAACUCUGUCCACGAGAAAACCGGUACCAUGAACUUCCUGGGCCCCAACUGUCUGGGAGAACCGAGCUACAAAAUCGACGAUGGUGAGUUCGAGGAUCCUCCAGGCAAGGAUAUUCUCACGCAUUACACCGAAUUUGCUGAAUACGUGCGUUGUGAUUAUCAUCCAAGGGUAAGUCUGCGACCGUUUACUUUAGGACUUUAACUUAGUUGCACAGUCUGCCUUGAACAAAAUACCUGAACGCUUGAGCACACGGGAAGAUUCGAGAAAGACACGGGGUAGGAACCUUCCUGCACUAAAUUCCAGGAGGUUAAGAUCAGGGUUAAGGUUAGGGUUAGGGUUAAGAGUUGGGACACGGGAAAAGGCACCCUUCCUGGAAUCUAGCGAAAGGCCGUGUGUAUUACAGGGGAGUUCUCGUCCUCGUAUCUUACCAAAACUGGAAAUGCAGUGACAACCGUAGUACUCUUCGACUUUCGAAAUAAUUUCCUGCACUUACAAUGUAUUAAUUAAGAUUUUGUAAAUUAAUAACCGCGUGUUUGUUCGUAAAUUGUUAAUCAGCUAGACAAGAGACAAAAGUAUAAAAACAAUUUAAUUGGGUACAUCAUCGACUGAAAUGUUUGCAUAUGGGUCAAUGGGGCUGAUACUUCCCCAGUAAACCAGGCAAACCGUCAGAAACUUGUUUGACUUAAAUGCGCGACAGCAAUACAUUCCGUUUGAUAGGACCGCAAAGAACAGGUGGCGGGGGCAUUCAGUUUAAUAAACGUGCCCCAAAAAGGGCACCGUUUGUUAGGUAGAAGAGUCAAAAAACUAGGUGGUUCCAUCCAAGCGCGCGAAACAAAUCCCUAGAGAACUUACGCUUUAACUAAUAAUAUAUUCCAACUUGCUGAGAGGUGCCUGAGAAAGCACCAAUUAUAGGCGACGUGCAGAUCAUUACGCCCUAGUGCGCGACUCCAGGAUUAGGGUUGGAUAUUUGUGCAGGAAAUAAGUCUAAAGAUUACAUGCAGUGCUUUGAUGCAAUAUAUGGUAGUAAACUCUGAAAAUCUGCAACCUCUCAAAUUCAUGAACACUGGCUAGCAUUAACAAGUUCGGACUGCAAACAAGACUAACGUUUUGUGCUACGUGGCGAGCAGAGGAGCAUACUGCACGUAGUCCCCGUGAGUUCAAAUUUGCAGUAGUACGAGUUUGUGGAACGCCGCCGAAGGAGGCUUCACGCCAUAUCAACCUCUGCAUCAAAUGUCAGCAUCAUUUCAUUGACAGGCUUGGACGGUCGAUUGAUGUACGAGAAAGAAAGGGGAGGAAAAAACACUCCGACGCGAACCAACGCACAUGAAUUCGUCGUUGUGCGCUAAGAUCCGUGGCUUGGGAGGCUGCCGAUUGGUGAGAUAUCUCUGUCCCACUCAGGACUGAGAGUUAGGUGCGUGAUCCAAAACUCCCGUAAUAGAGCAGGGUGUAUGUGUGAAAUUACAUAGCCAGUCAUGUGUGGCGCGCAUAAACGGGAUGUUUAGCUUCCACAAACAAUGUACUCAAGCCCACCUCCAGUCAUGUUUAUAUUUUCUUGACAUCGAGACAUGCCGUCUUGGAAGAACGACCGAGAGGGAAAUGCAGCGUUAAUCUUCAUCAUAGAGUCAAUCUUAAGUCGCCUCGCGGACAAUGGUGGAUGCCACCACUUGAGGCGGUUGAGAUGUCGUGCGCGACAUCAGCGACAUAACCGAUGCCUAACAAGAGCUGCGGGCCAAUUUCAUACUACAAACGUUUCUAGAAAAGCGAUCAAAGAAACAAAUGGUUCCACCAUGAACUUGCUUUUAAUUCCAUGACGAAAGUUUUAAAAAGGAGGAUGUUGUUUACUCCGAAAUGACAUUAAAGCGCGUCAAAAGAUAAAGAAAAGAGAACAUUCCGACCUUGUACAAAGUGAGGAUUGAAUAUCCAGAGAUGACUUUAAGAAUUUUAUGAGGUCAACCCCUGGGACAAGAUUUCGACACGCGGGAGAUUUCAGUUGAGCAGAGACUGGCUUGAAUCUUUCUGCACCAUAACUAUUUCGUCUGCCUACUUUAUGCUUUUCAGAAUAACAGGAAAAAGUAUUGUUUGUCUAAUUCAGAUGAACAUCGAAAGAGCACUUAUGGCGCGGUCCUUAGUUCAUGAGUUUUCUUAUGGUUUAGCUAAAGCUAUUUGGGUGGGGAAUGUCGGACAUUACUGAUCGCCGUUUUCUUUAUCUGUCUAAGAACAAGUAAACGUCUAAGGAGGUCAUGCUCUGCAUACAUUAGGCCACUCUCCCAUAAAAUCCGUGUAACCACAACUAAGCUCGAGCCGUAGCUUAUAGGCAAGUGUUUCUGGUGUUGAAGUAACCAUUGACUGAAGUCCUGACAGCGUAACGUAAAGGCAGACCCCUGCGAGUCAGUAUUAUCAGUGCAAUUUUUCCUACUAUAUACACAUCAGUAGCCAUUUAUUUCAAUGUUUUACGCAGGACUAAGCACAAAAUACAUAAACGCCUUUCAGUGCCUACUGUUAAAGGAUUGCUCAUAUCUGUUUUCUUAAAUUUAUUUACUCUUGAAGCCGGCUAUUGCCCCUACAAUCGAUCAGCAGCUAGAGGCCUGGGACCAGUGCAGCGUGGUCUUUCUGAUCCUUCUCUCUACGGCAAUAGCAUGCAUUUUCCUGGUCCAUUUGCUUGUUAUGUUCUACAAGUGGGCAAUAAAAUACACACGUGUGCUUGACCGUGUUAUUGAGCCGGACGGCGAAGCUGCGACUCAGGCUGCCACUUGGAAUGAAACCUGCCUGAACACUUUCACCCCCGACUACGUGUGGUACACAAAUUUCAAGCCACAGGCCUUCCAGUUUGAUAUGCAGGUACAUUCGGAAUUCCAGAAAUUGGAGGAUAUUCUUUAUAAACUCUCGCAUGGUUAA
Messenger RNA from Spirometra erinaceieuropaei, 3048 nucleotides. NCBI's taxonomy places the organism in Eukaryota, Metazoa, Platyhelminthes, Cestoda, Diphyllobothriidea, Diphyllobothriidae. The record is from the annotation of a GenBank genome assembly.